Molecule: messenger RNA, 718 nt
Organism: Hyposmocoma kahamanoa
Lineage: Eukaryota; Metazoa; Arthropoda; Insecta; Lepidoptera; Cosmopterigidae
Exons: 4
Coding region: 303-683 (126 amino acids)
Source: RefSeq, a predicted model, not a curated record
UUGUAGUUAUACCGUAAUUCCCUGUACUACACCGCCUUUGAGUCAGACGCAACGCGCCGUCUGCGCAGGUAAUGGUCAGUUCAGCGACUCUCAGGAAACAAACAAAUUGAUCCAUUCAUCUCCUCAGUAUGCCGCUCGAUCGCUAAAACAACACACGUUCUUUUUGUUUCAUUAUUAAUGACAUUAUUUUGUAUCGCCUCUACAUCUCAAACUUUGACACGGAUUUUUAUGUGAAUAACAAGACUACAUCUUCAUCAAAAUCUGGAAAAAACUUACUAUAGAAUAAUUAGAAAAUCGCAAAGAUGCGUGCUUUGUUGCUUCUUUUAACCAUUUCGAUGCUAUCAAUCCUGACGACAAGUACGCCAAUUGACCUGGCCCGCGCGCUGGCCAACUCCCGAACCGCAAGCUCCGAUGCCGCCGAUGGUGCUGCCGCAAACAGACGUGCAGCCAAUGAAGAUCAGCAACCCUUGAUUAUAUACCAGACUUCUUACUUGCCACAUACUGACGAAAUUAGACGAAGUGAUGUAAAGUCCGACCCCAAUAAGGCGCUGCGUAAAGGCGAGUACAAAUGCAAAGGCAAGACCUGCAAAUUGGACCCCAGCCUGGAACCCCCGCUCUGCGGCGACAGCCCCUGCCAGCACCCCCUCUUGCUCAUGGACCCCAAAGAGCAAUGGACUACGUGACGUUGAUUGGUUAAUAAAAUUAUUUCAUUUCUUCA